Molecule: messenger RNA, 555 nt
Organism: Indicator indicator
Lineage: Eukaryota; Metazoa; Chordata; Aves; Piciformes; Indicatoridae
Gene: DNAL4
Product: dynein axonemal light chain 4
Exons: 3
Coding region: 1-321 (106 amino acids)
Biological process (GO): microtubule-based process
Cellular component (GO): dynein complex
Molecular function (GO): dynein intermediate chain binding; dynein light intermediate chain binding
Source: RefSeq, a predicted model, not a curated record
AUGGCAGACACCGGGGAGGGGAAAAAGGAGGAGGCUGAUUAUAAAAGACUUCACAGCUUUCCACUGAUCAGACACACGGACAUGCCAGAGGAGAUGCGUGUAGAGGCCAUGGAGCUGUGUGUCACGGCAUGUGAGAAAUAUGCCACCAACAAUGAGAGCGCUGCCAAGAUGAUCAAAGAGAUGAUGGACAAGAAGUUUGGGUCCUCCUGGCAUGUGGUGAUUGGGGAAGGUUUUGGCUUUGAGAUCACUCAUGAGGUGAAGAAUCUGUUGUACAUGUUCUUCGGUGGCAGCCUGGCUGUGUGCGUCUGGAAGUGCUCCUGACAUCUGGCCAGGUCCCAGACUCACUGCAUAAAAGAGAUUCUUCCUUCUCUUGACAGGUUUUGUACAAUCUGGAGAUGGGGCUUUAUAUUUUAAUAGUUAAACAUCGAGAGUUUUUUUUCCAUACUGACCUGCCAGUUCCGUGGGAUACACAUAGUUGGCACACGUCUGCGUAUAAACUUUCUAAGCUGUCCUGUCCUCGCUUGGGUCCCGUCUGUGGCUCUUGCCUUGGUGCCU